ACAAUGAUAACUCCAGCACUAUAGUGUCCUUUUGGUAUAGAGUGGGGAUGUGGACUUUGGGUUCAAUGAAAUUUUUACUUGAUGCAACGUCUACAUUGAGCCAAGUAGGUUUAAGGGGUGAGGACCUUUUCUUUCAACAUCAUCUUCAUUGUUUUCUAGUUUGAGGCACUUUUAUGCACUAAAGUUUUCCCAUUAUUGCAUGAAGAUGCUCUUCAUGCAACUACAUUAUGCAAAUGGAUUCUUAACUUCUUUUUAUACUACUUUAAAUGGAGUGAGUAGCUAGCAUCCUUUUUCUCAUUCAGAUAAACAGAAUUCUUUUGUCGUCAAAAUUAGAGUUGAUUUUUUUCUCUGGAAGAUGACAAACUUCCAUGUUUAUUCAUUGGCAGAGCUUGAAGUACUGUUACUUCGUUAAAUGCAGAUUACUUUAACUUUUCUUAUUGUUGUAAAAUCCUCCAGAGCAUAGACAAUCUCUCCUGGUUAAGAUUGCGUCUGUCUGGGAAAUAGUAUUAGGUGCUUCAUUGCAAGCAUUGUUGAAGCAUCUUGCCUCUAAGACAAUUUCUUCUGAUAUGGAUCAACUUGUGGCCCUAUUCCAUCGGCCAAAUGAGUCAUUUUUCGUCAUUCCGCAGGUGGAUAAGGUAAUUGUUGUGUUUCCAAUGAGAUUUAAGGACUCCAUAGACACUGUUCUUGCAGCAUCUUUCCUUCAGGAGUUCAUUCAAGCAAGGCGGACUGCUGGUCUUAACAAUGCACCUCCUUGUUUGUGGUCCUCUUCUCCUCCUCUAGAACUAAAUAAAGCCCCUGCGGAAGCGGUAUCAGCAAAUGCUGGAUUUGUUUCUUUUGUCAUUUUCCCUCUGCAUGUAGAAGGCAGAAAAUUGGACUGUACAGUUUCAAGUCUAUCAAUUUUUCAUGCCUAUGUUAGCUAUCAUGUUAAGGUGAAUGACAUUUAGAAACAUGCUGAUUCGUAUACUUAAAUAAGGGCUUUAAAUGACCUUUGUCUGUCUGAUGUCAUUAACUUGUGCUGCACUACGCCACAUAUUUCAACGGAACUUCUUAAUCCAAUUAGUGUAAAGCCGAUUUUCAUAGACUUAAUCAACCAUAUCUUUG
This is a messenger RNA of Rhodamnia argentea, 1101 nucleotides long. RefSeq names its product actin-related protein 2/3 complex subunit 2A-like. The transcript has 4 exons. Gene Ontology annotation, cellular component: actin cytoskeleton; Arp2/3 protein complex. Bases 567 to 944 code for a protein of 125 amino acids. Gene Ontology annotation, molecular function: structural constituent of cytoskeleton; actin filament binding. Gene Ontology annotation, biological process: Arp2/3 complex-mediated actin nucleation; actin filament polymerization. Lineage: Eukaryota; Viridiplantae; Streptophyta; Magnoliopsida; Myrtales; Myrtaceae. The record is from RefSeq and is a predicted model, not a curated record.